Molecule: messenger RNA, 10739 nt
Organism: Vidua chalybeata
Lineage: Eukaryota; Metazoa; Chordata; Aves; Passeriformes; Viduidae
Gene: GCC2
Product: GRIP and coiled-coil domain containing 2
Exons: 23
Coding region: 2085-7244 (1719 amino acids)
Biological process (GO): late endosome to Golgi transport
Cellular component (GO): Golgi apparatus
Source: RefSeq, a predicted model, not a curated record
AUUGUAACAAACUGAAACAAUCAACAGUCAAAAUCCUCAAUCUUUUUUCUUAGUUUUUCUAGGAACUUUUUAAAUUCUUCUACCAUUCCCUAACCAGGAUUCUUUGCAAUUGCUAUUGCAAUUCAGGACCAGAAUGAAAGACUGUUAAGACAAUCUCAAAUGUACAAUGUACCUAAACUCUGUUACAUAAAACAGAGGGAGGGCUGAGUGGUCCCUAGCCAGAAUCAGAUACAGAAAGCCUGCAAUGAGUUAGCCAGUAGUUCGUUGUUUUCAGUACUAAUACCUCUGAAAACUCUUUUGUGUUUGCCUUGGAUGAGCUCCAAAAUCAAUUCCCUCGUAGGUUAAAUAAUGAGAUGACCCAAGAGUUGGAACACAAUACAUAUUGUCUGAAGAUGGGCAGAAGGAACAAAUUUGCAUGAACCAUUGUUUUUUCUGUGGUUUCCUAAAAGAGAAGGUUAGUUUACUACAGUGUUCUUCCCAAAUAUUCAAAUUCAGUUGGAGGCUGACCUCAAAGCACAGAGCCAGUAUGGAAUAGUUUGGGGUGAAAAGCUUCUGCUAUGGAAUGGUUUUGGAAGGACUCUGUCUCAAAAGGCUCUUCUUGAAAUUGUGUGAAAUCCCCAUGUUAGGUCAGAGCAACACAGGCAUAGGUAACUAGUUCAGAGUACCCCAAUGUGAAAGGGGAAGGAAAGAAUAAAUCUGUUUAAUGUCCUCUGAAGCUUCUAAAAAGUAUAACAAUAGAAGUAAUGAAAAACCACUGUCAUGCUGUUUGGUUAGGGACAUCUGUUCCUUGCCAGCAACCUCUGUGAGCAUGGAACCAGGUGCUCCUGCUACAGUUGUGUAGCUGCAUAAAUAGAUACAUAUGAAUAUAUAUAAUGGACAGUGAAUGCUUUGGAGGCAGAAAAAAAAUAAGAAAAAAAAUACUUUCUUAGGUAUAUGUGAAGAACCUUUCUGCUUUUUGUCACUAUUUGCCAUUUGAAUUUUACAAGAAGAAUGACAGUAAGCAGACUUGAAAAAAUGCAAUUAUUUUUCCAAGACAAGCAUUUCAACAAAUGACUCUCCUUUUUAAUAAAAAUACAUAUCCUCUCAUGACAUUAUAAUUAAUUUGGUAAUAUUCAGUAUUCACCUAGUGAACCAUAAACAGAAUAAUAUGCCUAAAUUGUUUUUCCCAGGCAACUUUUCAUUAAAAAUCAAUUACUUAUCAUGAAAUGUGAAAAAUUAGUCAGGCACCACCAAAGUUCAUGCAUGGUUACAAUGAAAAAUGUGUGCCCUUUAAAGUAGGCAUUGUUCCUCUCAAACAUGUACUCAAACAGGCAUAAAAGGUCUCUUUAAGAACAUGUAAUUACAAGCCAUAACACCUAGGUUCUGCUAUUUGCUCUGGUAGUCCUUCACAUCCAUUUUUGAAUUUACGGAAUCAUGGAAUUGUUAGGGUUGGAAGGGACCUCUGGUGAUCACCUCAUCCAACCACCUGCCAAGGCAGGGUCACCUACAGCAGGUGCCAAAGGUGGGGUUUGAAUGUCUCCAGAGGGAGACUCCACAAGUCCCCGGGCAGCUGUGUCAGUGCUCUGCCACCCUUAAGUAAAGAAGUUCUUCCUCAUGUUGGGGUGAAACCUCUUGUGGUGUAAGGUCAUUGUUCCUGGUCCUGUCGCUGGGCAUUGAUGAAAAGUCUGGCACCAUCCUACUGGCACCCGCCGCUUUUAUUUGAUAAAUAAUUUAAGUCACUUUCCAUCAAGGUAUUAAAAAUCGGCCUUAAAUCGCUACAUUUCCGCCCGAGCACAUCACUCUUCACCUCACACUCUCCUUAUGGCGGCAGCGAGACACGCGCCUGCAGCACUGCUUUGCCCUUAGGAGCCCUUCAGGAACAGGGAAUAGCGGGGUGCACUCGUGUUGCAGCCGUACCCCUUCCCCUUUCCCCGUUUUCUAAAGCGGAGAACACAAGGUCGGCAGCGACACCCACUUCCCAGCCCACGGCCCGCUCCAGGCGGGCUCAGGCGCCCAGGCAGCGGGUCCUCAGCGCAGCCCCGCCUGUCCCCCGGGGCGGCGCUCCGUGACGGACAGGCCGAGCCCGGCGAGCCCGGCGUGCCGGGAUGACGGAGGCGGAAGCGGCUCGGGGAGGAUGUAGCGGCGCUGGCAGCGGCUGUGGCGCCGCGAUCUCCCCGCCCCUGCAGCCGGCCGGCCCCGCCAUGGAGGUUCAAGAUGCUGGGCAAGAGAUGGUGGCCUCUUCUGGAACACCAGGAUCAGGCAAAUCCAAGCUGGACACAUUGCCCAAAGAAGACCUCAUCAAGUUUGCAAAAAAGCAAAUGAUGCUUAUACAGAAAGUGAAGUCAAGAUGUGCAGAACUGGAGAAAGAAAUUGAAGAACUCAGAUCUAAAGCAGCUGCUGCAGGAGCUGAUGAUAUUAUUCAGGCUCUCACAGAAAGGCUGGAUGCUGUACUUCUGGAAAAAGCUGAAAGUCAGCAGCAGUGCAUAGCUCUGAAAAAAGAAAACAUUCAAAUAAAGCAAGAAGCAGAGGCUGCGGUGGCUAAAACAGAAGAAUUGCAGAAGAAAGUGGAACAAGCAAGAAUUGACUCUCUGGAAGAAGUAAAAGCUCUGAAGAGUGAAUUAGCAAAUGCACAAUGCAAGCACAAUGAGGAUUUAAAAAAGCUGAAGAUGGAAUUAGAUGAACAAGUAAAGAAACAAAUAGAGCUGGUGGAACAGGUUGAAUGUUACAAUGAUAGUCAAAAAGAAGUUAAAAGAUUACAAGAUGAUGUCCAAAGAAUUACAUCUACUUAUGAGGAGCAAAUUUUGUGUCUGAACAAGCAGUUGGAAGCUGUGAAUGAAGACAAAAACAAAGAAGUGACAAAUCUGCAAGAAACUAUUAAAAGCAACUCUCAGUGUUACCAUAAUGAAAUAAAAAAUCUGAAUGAAGAGCUUAAAAAAUUAAAAACUGCUCAUCAGGAAGAGGUGUCAGAACUAAUGCAUCGGAUUGAAAUAUCAUCUAAAGAAAAUGAAGAAAAGCAAAAUCAAAUAAAUCAGUUAGAGCACAAUCUGACAGAGAAAAAUGCCAAGGAUGAAAUGUGUGCUCAGGCUGACCAGUGUGAAUAUGACUUGGAGCAGCUGAGAGAAGUCUUACAUAAAAAUUUAGAAAACAAGAGAGAUGUUGCAGAUACACAAGAAGAACCUUGUGUAAAAGCAAAAAUGGAGGAAAAAGUUAGGUACCUGGAGCACAGUUUAGAAGAACUCCAGUCCCAGCAUAGUAUAUUAAAAGACGAGUUAACUUAUAUGAGCAAUGUCAAGAUAAAACUGGAAGAGGAAAUCCAUCGUAUGAAGGAUGAGUACUUUCAUGAGCGGGAAGACUUGGAUUUUAAGAUAAAUGAAUUGCAGCUUACUAAAGAAGAUUACUGCUGUGUAAUUGAAAAACUAAGAUUGGAGCUUCAAGCAGCAGGACAGCACUAUGAAACUGCUGCAAAAGAGCACAAAUUAGAGAUUCAAACUCUGAAAGAUCAACACCAGAGAGAAAUUUCUGAAUUAAAUGAAACGUUAUUAUCUGGUUCUGAAAAAGAACAGAUGGCAUUCGUUUUUGAAAUGCAGGAACUUAGAGAACAACUUGAAAAGCUAACUCAGGAGAAGGAAGAAGCAGUGUCCAGUUACAACAGCCUGAGAGAAACAAUGGAAACUCUACAGGCUGAGCUAGGUGAAUCUGCUGGAAAGAUCAGCCAGGAGUUUGAAUCAAUGAAACAACAGCAAGCUUCUGAUGUCAGUCAACUGCAACAGAAACUCCGAGCUGCUUUCAAUGAAAGGGAUGUUCUCCUUGAAACUGUAAAUCGCCUCCAGGAAGAAGUAGAAAAAUUGUCAUCUAAUCAGUUAGAGAUAGAAGAACUUAAAUGUAAAAUUGUUAGUCUUCAGGAGGACAAUAGCACAAUGAGAAGUUCCAUUGACCAAAAAGAGAUUACUGUAAGAGAACUGGAAGAGAAGAUUGUUGCUCUUACUGAUCAAAACAGGGAUAUUUUAAAUGAUGUAAAAUGCUUGGGUGAAGAGAGAGAAACACUUCAGGAAACGUGCAAGCAAGAACAAGUUAAAAUUCAGGAACUUCAGCAAGCAGUAGAUGUUGCUAACCAGGGCAAUAAUGACCUGAAACAAAAGGUGGAGGAAUUAACAGAGAGACUGAACGAAGCUUUAACUUCAAAGGGUGAAAAUACUCAAAUGCUAGAGCAACUAGAAAAACAGAUUGAAUCUCUGGUACGUGAUAAAGAACAGCUUUCAUCUGAAGUGUACACACUUCAUGAGGAAAAUAAGAAACUCAGUCAGGAAAAAGGUGAAUUAAGUGAAAAGCUGGGAAGGACUACAUCUGAAAAAGAUAGUUGUUUAGUAUUGAAAGAGCAGUCUGAAAACUUAGAAAAAAAACUACAAAUGAUGACUGCAGAAAAAGACCAUAUAUCAACAUUACUUGAAAAUGAACAAGUGCACACAUCCCUUGUAAGAACACAGCUGUACCACCUACUUGAGCAAGUGGGGUUCAGCUUUUCAGAUUCGAAUGAAGAAUAUGAUUCUCUUAACUUGUUAAAAAUUGCAAAUGAAUGCUUGUCAAAAAUUAAAGAAGAGCAGUGCCUUGCUCUACAAAAGGAGGAGGAAGUCAUUAGUUUGCAGCGAGAAGUUGAGAGAUUAGAGGAAGAAAAUACAGCUCAACAUAGAGAACAUAGAUCCCUGAUUGAGGAUUUUGAAAAAGAAAAAAAUCUCUUGAGAGAAGAACUGGAAGGAGUAUUGUCUGAAAAAGAAGCGCUUCAACGCGAUAUCCAGGAGCUGAGGAAUGCCAGUGAAAAAACAAGGAUUGAAAAUCAAGAUCUUUUAGCUAAUACUGAAGAAAUCAGUCAAAAACUUGCUCUUUAUGAAAGUCAAAUACAAGAACGGCAAAAAGGACCUGAAAAACAAGACGACUUAAAUUUCAUUCUGGAGCAAAAGGAAAAUGAGCUUAGAAAUGUGAAAGACGAACUGAGUUCUCUAAAGAAUUUAAUUGAGACAAUGACUGAGAAAACUGAUCAACAGUCUUCAGUGGCAGAGCUUCAAGAAAAAAUUGGGAUGCUUGAAAAAGAAUCUGCUGAAAAAGGAGAGAAGCUAAAUAAAAUUAAAGUGGUUGCUGUGAAAGCAAAGAAAGAAUUAGAUGCCAGCCGAAAAGAGAUGCAGACUCUGAAGGAAGAGUUGGAGUUGGUUCGAUCAGAAAAAGAUCAAUUGUCUGCUUCAAUGAAAGAUGUAAUUCAAGGAGCUGAAAGCUAUAAGAAUCUUUUGAUGGAAUACGACAAGCAAGGAGAACAGCUGGAUUCUGAAAAAAGCAGAGCAAAUAAUCUUGAACGUCAGAUAGAUGACCUCACAAGACAGCUACAGGUGUCAUCUGAGCAGCAUGAUCAGUUGCGCUCUGCUAAUGAAGACCUCCUGGCUCGCGUUGAAACACUGCAAAAUAAUGCUAAGCUGCUGGAAACUCAGAUACUGGAGAUACAAAGAGCCAAAGCAAAGGCUGACAAGGAGCUAGAAGCUGAAAAGCUUCUAAGAGAGCAGAAAACAAAGGAACAUAGUGGUGCUCUCCGAGAAAUGGAGGAGCUUCAGAUGCAACUUCAGAAGGAAAAGAAACAUCUGCAGAAAACUAUGCAAGAGCUAGAGCUGGCCAGAAAGGAUGCUCAAAAGAGUACACUAAUGGAUAUGGAAAUAGCUGAUUAUGAAAGGCUAGUAAAAGAACUUAAUCAGAAGAUUACUGAUAAAGACAGCAGAAUAGAAGAUCUGGAGCAAGAAACAGGGAUUCAGAAAAAGAAACAAGAGACCCUACAGGAAGAAAUAAAGUCACUUCAGUCAGCUAUGCAACAGGAUGAGGAAAGAAAUGCCAAGAUAAAACAACUCCUGGUGAAAACCAAAAAAGAACUGGCUGAUUCAAAACAAGCUGAAAAUGACCAUCUAAUGUUGCAGGCAUCAUUGAAAGGGGAACUGGAAGCCAGUCAACAACAAGUGGAAGCCUAUAAGAUUCAAGUGGCUGUACUGACAUCAGAAAAGCAUAAAGUUCAGGAACAACUGCGAACGUCUUCAGAGCAGCACCAGCGUACGAUGAGUGCUUGCCAGCAAAAAAUUGCAGCCCUGCAAGAAGAGUGCAGAGCAGCCCAGGCUGAACAAGCAUCUGUUACAUCUGAAUUUGAGAGCUACAAAGUCCGUGUUCAUAAUGUUCUAAAACAGCAAAAGAAUAAAUCUACUUCUCAGACAGAAUCUGAAGGAGCCAAACAAGAAAGGGAACAGUUGGAAAUGGUGAUAGAUCAACUUAAAGUUAAGCUGCAAGAUGCUCAGCAUAAUUCACAGAUGAAUGCAUCUGAACUGCAGGCAUUGCAGUCUGAACAUGACACCCUACUGGAAAGACACAAUAAGAUGCUGCAAGAGACUGUUGCAAAAGAAGCAGAACUCCGUGAAAAACUCUGCACACUACAGUCUGAGAACAUGGUCAUCAAAACAGAACAUGCCCAGGCAUUGAGUCAGCUGACAGCCCAGAAUGAAGCUCUCCGGAACAAUUUCAGAGAUCAGGUCAGGAACCUGCAAGAAGAGCACAGGAAGACAGUAGAGACACUUCAGCAGCAACUCUCCAGAGUAGAAGCUCAGCUCUUCCAACUCAAGAGUGAACCAAGCACUAGAGGUCCAGCUGUUUCAAAUCUGGCAACAAAGAACUUGAGAGAGCGGCGGAGCACUGACCUUCCUGUGCUCGAUGUGCACACUGUGGCUAGGGAAGAGGGAGAAGGUAUGGAAACAACAGACACAGAGUCUGUGUCCUCAGCCAGCACCUAUGUUCAGUCCUUGGAGCAACUGCUGAACUCACCAGAAGCAAAGCCUGAACCAUCUCAAUGGCAAGCAGAUCUCACCAAGGAUGAACUAAUUCAGAAACUAAACACAACAACUAAGAGCGCUGAUCACUUGAAUGAAUUACUUCGUGAAUCAGAAGCAACCAAUGCAAUCCUAAUGGAACAAAUAAAGCUUCUUAAGAAUGAAAUAAGAAGAUUGGAAAGAAAUCAAGAGAGAGAAAAGUCUGUGGCUAAUCUAGAAUACUUGAAGAAUGUUCUGUUGCAGUUCAUAUUUCUGAAAUCAGGAAGUGAGAAGGAACGGCUGCUCCCAGUCAUAGACACCAUGUUGCAACUCAGCCCUGAAGAGAAGGGGAAGCUGGUUGCAAUUGCCCAAGGUGAAGAAGAGAGUACCUCACGGCCUUCUGGGUGGGCUUCAUACCUCCACAGCUGGUCAGGUCUUCGAUAAAGCAGUGGAUGCACUGAGUCUUUAAAAACAUUCCACAACUGCAAUACUCAGAAAUCUUACUGUAGAUCUGCUGGUGUUGUAGCAUUGAACUACAGGGUUUUAUUUGUGUGUGUUUUUUUUCAGCUUUUUAGGCUCUACUAAGAAAGAAGCCUGCAGUAGCUCUGAAAGAUGGUCCUAUGUUAUGCUCUGGCAGCAGUGAACUAUUUUUCUUGUAAAUGUUAAAGCUGAUAAUAAGAACUAUGAAAAGUGACAAAUUCAUUGCAGAUAGCUUGGAAACAGAAUUUGUCAACCUGUGAUAGCUCUUUUGAUAUCAGUUUAAAAGUUUGACCUUAUAUUAACUGGAAUAACUAGAGUUUAGAUUUUAAGCAUUUAAAAGUGUUUACAGUUGCUUUCACAUAUCACUGUCAGCUAGCUAAUCUAUAUGGUUAGUAUUACUCUCUGCACAUUUAAGAAAUUUUAAAUUAUUUCCUCUCUUGUGAUGACUACAAAAUGUACGAUAAUUAAGAAAUAGAAAUGGCAUUUUCUGCUUUAAAGUUGUUGUUUUUCUUAAACUAUUUUGCUUUUGCAGAACAUGAAGGCAACAGUUCACAAAAUGUAGAGGGUGCAAAAAUCUGUAUGAAAUACAGUGCUUGUCACACCUGGGCAUGGUACUGUAGUAGAGAUUAGUGGCAUCUAUGGAAGCCUUAGUAUACUGCUCCAAGAUUCAGAGAUCCUAAGUGAGCUGAAGCUUUGUGAGAAAGAGCUUAAGACAGGGCUUUUUAAUCUGAGGUUGAAGUUUGUGGGAAAGACCAGGAAGAAAUGUUCCAUUACUGUAAUGAUGUCUCUAAUUGGAUGGCAAGACUACUCAUACUGACUUAGUCAUAGUGAAGACACUAAAGAAUGAAUCUGAGCCCACAGGUCAGACUCCUAACAUUAACUUCUGAGAGAAAAGAAUGAAGCUUUUGUCAAUAGAUGCAUUUUUUAAAUGUUCUAAUGAUUGAAGAACUUAUUCUCUCCCUUGCCUGUGUGUAUGUACGUUGUUUGCACAGAUAUUUGCACAGAUGAGAUAUCUCUGUUCCAGGUUGCUCAACAGAAUUUUACAGGUUUUUCCCAAGAAAAAUAAAUUUCUACCAUCUCUUCUUCUAUUGUCAACACAACACCUCUUUUUACCUUCAGUUGUCUUCUUCCUUAUACAGUCCAUAAUGUCUUUCACCAUCUUAAUUUAUUUGUAAGGUUUUAAAAAGCAUACACAUGUGUUUGAAUCCAGCUUAUGUUUAAACCAGUCUUUCUGUCUUUUUCACUCAUACUUUCAUAUUCUCUGUGUUGUUUUACAGAGAGUCUUUCCCAGGUACCCAUACAAAUACUAAAUAGGGUUCUUCCUUUCCUAUCUACCUUAGCUCUGAGGAGAUGAUGCUUCUUCCUUUAAUAUUGCCUUAUUUCAGGCUGUGAUUAAUCUGAACAUAUGGACAGCAGAAUGGCAGCAUGUUAAGAAUAAACUGUUCAGUAAGGUUGCUUUUGGUUUAAUUUUUUGCUUGUUGCAUAUAUUUCAGUAAACAAUCAACAAAGCCAACAGGCUUUAUUUAGGAAUUCUAAUUCCUUUCCACUGUCUUAGGAACUUCUAUUUUCUUCCCCUCCUAUAUAUAUUUUAACUGGAACUUUUAUGGUUUGUGCUUCUGGGGAAAACAUCCUCUGGGGACUUUCAGAACAUAGAACUGAUCAACAGUAGUUUGAGGGAUGAGUCUUUUUAGAUGUCUGUAGAUAGCAAACAGGAGGCUGUGUUUAGGCUUUCUUGCAUUUGCCUUUGGAACAAUUCGGACCAGUUCUCGGAUGCUGGAUUCCAACUCUAUUCAGCUGGAUUUGGUUAAUGUCACUCAGAAGAAUGCCAAAACAGCAACAGGAGAGAUUUGAAACAUAUAUAAAAGUAAGUGCUAGUCAUCCUCCUGCUGUGAUUUUAACAAUGGAUGCACAUGAGUAGAAGGGUAUGGUUUUGUCUCAGUUCACACUCCCUUUGCAGCUGACCUGAUUUAGUCUCCGCUAUUGCUUAAGAGCUGUGACAAGUUCCUCUUAAAAUGCACAUAUUUCAGAACUGUAAAUUAUUGAACACUGUAAGCUGUGAAUAAAGGUGUGCAAGUAACAUAUGACACUGGCUGUAUGAAAUACCAGUUGUUUAUUGACUUCUUUCAAGUCUGAGUUGCAUGCUCACUGUUUUUAGUAAAACUUGAGUACUGUACUUAAGAAUGGAGUGAACAACUUGCAUUAAUAUAUUUUUUUACAAUGAAAGAUAGAGAUCUUAAUUAAUGUAAAAAUAUUUUAAUAACUGUUACUAACUGUUUUCUGUUGCUAAGAUUGCCAGAACUUACCUAUGUGGCAAUAAACUGACUGUAAGAAAAGAAAAGUUUAACAGACACUUGAGUAAAUGGCAUAGAAGAACAUAAACUGGAAAGAGGAUUAUUUUGCAUAGAGAACUUUUUAUAUGUCAUAUAUUUGCAUUUUAAUGUACAGCAUUGUAGCUGUGAUUUGCUUUCAAAAAGCAGUUUAAAGUUUUAACUAGUACUGCUGCUUCUUGAUAUACUGUGGUGCUCUUUUUUGGAAGAGCACUGUGCUGACUUUGCUUUCUGGUUCUUUUUGUUUUCUUUACAGUGCCAUACUUACUAGAAUUUUUCACAGAAAAUAUCACCCUUGCCCAAAAUGUUUAUAAGCUCAGGACUGAUUUUUAUCUUUUAACAGCCUGCCUUCAGUCCAAGCAUAAGGAGGGCAUAAUAAUAAUAAUUCUGCUGUCACUAUACAAAUUAUACAUUAAGUAAAAACCAAAAAUGGGAGUGAUUCAGUGUUCCCAAACCUGCACUGUGGCUGAAUUUUCAGCUGUCGAAUGCUGACUUAGAAAUGGGUUAUAUGUCUUUCAUUUUCCCUUUACCUAGAAGGGAGACUCAUCUGUGCAAGCAAAAAGUGCUCCAGCUGAAAGACAGGAAGAUCAGAGCUUGUCAAGCUGUUGUAUAGAUGUGGCCAGUUGAAGGAGAGUAAGGUUGCUUUUUUCUUUCAUGACCCUCAUUCCCCAAAGUAUAACUGUGGGAAUACAGGGUUCUAUUAUUUUCUAAAUUUAAAUCCUCCUUCGUCUAUCUCCCUUCAUCUAUUUGCUGUGAUAAGAGAUGAUAUAUCAUGAAAUUGUGGAGGAAUGCCUAAAAAUUCUCCUUACUUUGUACUAAGUGACUUUGAAGCCAGAUUAAACAUACAUGCUUCAUUUGGCUUAUGCCUUAGCUUCACCCAGUGCAUCAAUACUUCCUAAAUUACCUGCUAGUUCUACUAUUGUUGGUACUGUGAAAAUAUCUCCCUUAGAAGCCUUGCAAAUAGCAGUCAUUACUCACAAGCUGAGAAACCGAAUGUAUGAAGAGAUAAAAAUAUAUUUGUUGUAGUAAUUUCAGAAUUGCUAGUCUGGAUAGAUAAGUAUUUUGUUUGGAAAUAUGUCUUUGAUGGCCUUUUCAUGUGGCCAUCACUUCAAUAAAAUUCACCUUUACUCAA